GACGAGUGUUCGCCGUCCUCGCAAUCGCAUCGCCCGCACCAGAGGAAGUCGUCAAUUCGAAAAUCGUGUUUGCCGCGAGUGAAGAUCCGUUGGAGUGAUUAAUAGGCCGCGUUCGAGGAAGCCAAGUGCGUGCAAAUCUCUGUGAAUCGUGCCAAUUGUCUGGGCAUCCGGGCUGAGAUAAAUGAUUCUGCAAGUCGCCUAGUUGUAAGGCAAUCAGUCGCCGUUGACACUUAGACUGGCGUGUGAGUGAAGCCGGAAAGGGUGUAAUUUAGUAUCCUCCGGCAGUAUAUUUCGGGAAGUGAUAAGUGUUAAUAUCGCACAAGGUUUAGCCAAAGGAAGGGAAAUUGUCGUGAAGUUUGUGUAGACUUGUGGGCCACGUUGGCCAAUUAUGGAAGAGUAGGAGGUGAUAGCAAAGAUCUGACUAGCGACAACGUGUAAACAACCCGAGGCGUCCAGAUAUUUUUGAUGAAGGAAAAUUCAAAUUGGUGGAAAAGCCAGAAAAUCUGCGGAUCAACAUUCAUAGUCGAAUCCCAUCAAUAUUAACGAGUUUCGAAGCUCUGUGAAUGUACCUCGAAGCUUUGUUUUCAGUUUCCUUUCUAUCCUCCAAGCUACACAGUUUGUUUGUGCACAUGAAAUCUAUGGAAUUAACACCCGUAUUAAAAUCCUCCGGCUCUCACUAGAUUCACAGUAUUCGCCUACACGAAUGAAUCCAGUCUAAUUAAUUCGAGGCGCUGUUCUCUUUGGCCCAAAACAGUCGGAUGAUUCUGCCUUUUCGUUCGCCUCGAUUUCAAUGUCAAGCUUAUUACUAAAAAUGUCUUGGAUCUUAUUUUGAUCAACUGCCGAAGGGGAAUCACCUGCACAAUGACUCAUCUCAUGUUCCGACGCGGAGGAAUUUUCACAGUCAUCCUCGUCUUUUGCAAUGGCCAAACACCUGGACACCACAUUAAUACCGCUGGCUUGCCGUCCGUAAGGAUGAACUACUAUUAAUUGACGACAGGAAAUAUUUCACAUUCUGUGUGACGCGUGUGCUACUUGGGACGGGUGUGUGUGUGGGGUGCUUUACGAAAAAUGUCACCGGAAGUGGGACAAAUUUUGGUUGCAGUGGCCCUCUUCCUGGGUUCAGAUGCCAUCCGAAUCGAUACAAUAUCACACGGCCACCAAUCGAGACGGAGCGGUGGCACGGAUGUCUUCUCAUCGCCAUUCCUUGCCGAGCAUAGAGUAACAAAUAUAACGACCCAAAUAGGUACUCAUGCCUAUCUACCGUGUAAGGCGAGACAGUUGGCCAACAAAUCAGUGUCAUGGGUACGAGUUCGAGACGAUCACAUUUUAACGGUGGACCGCACAGUGUUUAUCGCCGAUGACCGCUUCCAAUCCUUCUACGUUGAGGGCACAGGCAUGUGGACGCUGCAGCUGAAAUAUGUGCAAGCUCGUGAUGCUGGAAUUUAUGAAUGUCAGGUGUCUACAGAGCCGAAGGUCAGCGCCCGGGUCCAUUUACACGUAGUAGUACCACGAACUGAAUUGGAUGGCGAACCAAAUCGCUACGUGAAGGCAGGCAGUAAAGUGAUAAUUCGGUGUGUUGUACGAGGUGCCCUAGAGCCACCAGCCUAUGUAUUUUGGUACUUUGGACUAGAGCAAAUUUUCACAGACAAUAGAUACGGGUGGACCAUGCAGACUGAUAGUGAAAGUGAGACCCAUAAUACAAUUGCAUCUCUAAUCAUCCCAUCGGCCCGGAAGCGAGACGCUGGAAAUUACACUUGCAACCCCUCGAAUAGUGAUGCAGUUACUGUACUCUUACACGUUAUCAAUGUUGAAUACUCAGCAUCCGCUGUAAAGUCUGCAGCAUCGGGUCAUGGAAGUGUGCAGAGUGAAAUUGUGGCAAUCAUUGUGGCUGCUCUGGUGCACAUUCAAACGUGACAACAUACUUCCCAGAGUAGUGAUGUAUAAAAAGGACUAUUGUGUAAGAAAAAGACACUAUCUCAUACUGUAAAUUGCUGAAAGAAAUUAAUUGGAAAUUCUACGAGACUUCCAAGUAAUCCCCCCCCCCCCCUAGACACAGAGUGAGUUGGAUGGGGGUAAAGGUGGAGGCACAUUAAUAAUUGCACAGAUGACAUUUCGAAAGAAAUUCAGUGAAUUAAAACGGUAGCUAAAGAAGUAAAAUGAUGGGAUAAACUGAAUGUGAGAUAAUUACAGACGAAAUUAUUCAAUAAAUGAUUAGUAAAAUAAGAAAAUAAUUGAUAUUAAGUGUAAGUGAGAGUAGAAUGAGAAAAAUAAGUAUUCAAUAAUUUACUUAGCUAAAUAAUCCAAAUGGAAGGAAAAAUGAUUUUUUUCUCUGGAGGGUCACUUUCAACUUUUGACCCAUUUCUUUUAUUUUUCUCAUUCUUUCCCUUUUUUCCUGAAUGUGAAAAGGAGAAAUACGGUCGUUCUUAAAGCCUGUGAAAGAAGAACAUUUAUUAAAUGGAUAAGAAAAAAAAGACAUAAAUUAGGACAGGAUAAAAUUCACGUGAAUAGAAAUUGUACAAUGUAUAAAUUGGAGUUAUUGUGUGGGUGAUAAGGUGUAUGAAAGUGAUGAAUUUUGAAAGAUUAAAGUUGAUUCCAGAAAAUAAAAUAUGAAGGAGAUUUAACGAAAAUUUAUAGACAGGGAGCAAAUGUGUAAAACUUAUUACGUGUUGUAAAUUAUUUAAUGAGAGAAAUGAUGAUGAUAAAAAAAUGAAAAUAAAAUUUAAAUCUUAUCAAAGUUUA
Messenger RNA from Phlebotomus papatasi, 2739 nucleotides. Its product is annotated as zwei Ig domain protein zig-8-like. The transcript is spliced from 9 exons. The record is from RefSeq and is a predicted model, not a curated record. Gene Ontology annotation, cellular component: neuron projection membrane. Gene Ontology annotation, biological process: synapse organization. Lineage: Eukaryota; Metazoa; Arthropoda; Insecta; Diptera; Psychodidae. The coding region runs from base 1069 to 1914 and encodes 281 amino acids.